Messenger RNA from Aureobasidium pullulans EXF-150, 1587 nucleotides. Its product is annotated as amino acid transporter. Lineage: Eukaryota; Fungi; Ascomycota; Dothideomycetes; Dothideales; Saccotheciaceae. The coding region runs from base 1 to 1587 and encodes 528 amino acids. Gene Ontology annotation, biological process: transmembrane transport; amino acid transport. Gene Ontology annotation, molecular function: transmembrane transporter activity. Gene Ontology annotation, cellular component: membrane. The transcript has 7 exons. The record is from RefSeq and is a predicted model, not a curated record.
AUGGACACCAAGCAGCCGUCGGAGCACAAGUUGACUCCUUACCGGUCUGAGCAACCGGAAGUCGAGGAAGGCACGAUCACGGUCAAUACCUCCGGCCAUACGCAAGAACUCGAACGCAACUUCAGCAUCGUCUCGAUCUGUGCUGUAGGCAUUGUUACCGGCAACACAUGGUGCGCACUUGGCGGCAGCAUUGUCGUUGCUCUGUACAAUGGUGGACCGACUGGUGUGAUCUUCGAGUUCCUAGCAGUCAGCGUAUUCUACUGGAUGAUCGGUGCUUGUAUAGCAGAACUUGCGAGUGCUAUUCCCUCCUCCUCAGGCGUAUAUCAUUGGGCCGCCGCAACGUCAGCACCAAGAUACUCGAAGUUCAUUGGCUUCCUUGCAGGGUACUGGAAUUUCUUUGCGUGGGUGUUUGGAUCUGCCUCAAUGUCAUCGAUCCUGGCGAACGAGGUCCUGGCCAUGUGGGGCUUAUUCCAUCCAGAUUACGUCGCUGAACGUUGGCACGUCUUCAUCUGCUACAUCAUCAUUUCCUGGUCAUGCUGCGCGGUCGUACUGUUUGCAAACAGAGCCUUACCAAUGGUCAACAACAUUGGUCUCUUCCUCACACUCGGAGGAUGCUUCCUAACAAUCCUGGUCUGCGCUAUCAUGCCUACCACAACAGGCGCAGGCCAUGCCACCACAGCAGCUGUCUGGUCUUCCUGGUCCAACGACACUGGCUACAAGUCAAAUGGCCUCGUAUUCGUUACGGGAAUGCUCAACGGUGCAUUCAGCGUGGGCACGCCCGACUGCGUCUCGCAUUUGGCCGAGGAGAUUCCAAGAAGCAGAGUCAACGUUCCCAAAGCUAUUGCUGCACAAUUGGGCGUGGGGUUCGUGACUGGCCUUUUCUACCUGAUCGCCAUAUUUUACAGCAUCAACGACAUCGACGCCUUGAUGAACAACCCCUACACUAAUCCUCUGGCGGAGCUGUACAGACAAGCUACUGGAUCAAAGGCCGGAUCUUGUGGCUUACUCAUUGUGGUCUUUCUGCCUACAGUCGCCAACUGCAUUGGCACUUACAUUACUUGCGGACGCAUGUUGUGGACUUUAUCGCGUGAUCGGGCAACACCCUUCUCAAGCACACUUGGUGUCAUCUCUCCUCGAUGGGGCAACCCUUUCGCAGCUACCGUAGCGUGCCUCAUAAUCACCACAAUUCUAGGGUUGAUCUAUAUCGGCAGCGCCGUGGCCUUCAACGCCUUCGUCGGGUCCUUCAUCAUCCUCUCUUCGGCUUCAUACCUUUUGGCUAUCCUGCCUCACUUACUCAGUGGACGUAAGAACAUUGAACUUGGACCUUUUAAGCUGCCGGACAAGCUUGCUGCCGUCAUCAUGCCAAUUGCAUGUGCAUAUAUUGUGGCAUUCAUCGUCAUCUUCUGCUUCCCAUAUUCAAUGCCCGUUUCCGCUGAGACGAUGAACUACUCGUCUGCCAUUACUGGUGGACUCACCGUGAUUAUUGCACUGCUCUACCCAUGGCAGUGCAGAAACGGAUUCGUAAGCCCAGUAGAAGUUGCCAGGAGUAUUGCAGCGGCGGAUGUCGUCAAGGAUGACCACGAGUGA